AUGCACUGGAUGGCAGGAGGAACAUAUACUGGAGAAGCAUUAGACUUGGCCAAGCAAACAAUGGAAGAAUCGGUACUAACCCACAAAGUAGCUGUAGUGCUGACGGAUGGCAGAUCUGAUGCACGAGACCGCAAAUCCCUGGCUUCACUGUGCACAGUACCCAACAUGAAUGUAAGUCAUUUGGAAAGUCUGUCUGUUGGAGUUAUUCAAUAGCUAUGACUUGUUGAAAAUUCACCAAAAAAGCAAUAUGGGUCGAACUGGACAAAUUCUCCAAAUCAUUUUUUUCCCAUUUCAGCUAAUCUGGCUGUAAAUUUAGAACAACAUUGAAAAUAGGCUGCAAAGCACUAAAUCAGAGCUCCCCUACAUGCCAGCUCCUGAUACCAUGCCUAUACCUAGUGCAUUACAAAAUUUAAUUAAACUAAACUCCCUUUUGCUCUUUGUAUGAAAUGCCACAUUCUCUGCUGCCAUCAUACACUUCAUAUUCCUUUUCUGUUUACACACUCAGAAUCUUCACAGAUAUAACUCAAAAUUAAUUUUACAUUUAAGGCCAAAGUAGCCUGACUGCCAGCAUAACUGGUUUAUAGACUUUGUGGCACUGACUGCAGGUCAAUGUAAGCUGUGAAAAUGACAUUGUGCACAUUGCACUUUAUUGGUUUGUUUUAUUUUAGCGUUUGCGACUGAGGUUUGCACUUUGUUCCUUUGAUGUGGCACUUUAUAGGAAGGCCACAUUAAUGUUUUGUAGUAGCUAAUAUUUCUAGAUAAAAACCAAUCAUAAUACAAAGUCUCCAUGGGUCCAAGAGAUAACACCUAAUUGGGGUUCCCUUAACCGACACCCACAAAUAUAAACAAGGUGGAGUAUCUUACAUAUAGUUCUGAAUGUUUUAGUCUUUAACCCCUUAAGGACCAAACUUCUGGAAUAAAAGGGAAUCAUGACAUGUCACACAUGUCAUGUGUCCUUAAGGGGUUAAGGGAUGUAGUUCUAUAAUUGAAACAAGGAAAACAAACACUAGCGCAAUAUUGUCUGAACAUAAAAAUAAAGUAAAUAAAAACAGGAGUUUACACUCACAAGUAUAAAGCCAGUAAGUGUUGGCUCAAUCUAUAAGUGUUGUGGGAUUUUUCAGGGUCCCACUCCCUCUUCUGUAUGUUGUAAUAUUAAACGAUCCUUGGUUGUAGUCACCACUCCAGUGAUUUUCAAAGUCCUUUAUUUGUCAAGCUCUGCAUAAAAGUAUUAAAAAAAAAAUCUGCAUUUGUGAGAUUUGUGCAUUUAUUGUUUUAAGUCACAUGUGAAAGGUAUUUCAUUUAUGCAGUUAUGUCUUAACGGGGUUACUCCAAGCACCAUGACCAGUUCAGUGAUUUGAGUUGCGGGCUGGCUAAUGUCAAUUCUGUCUAAAUUUCAUUUUACAGACUGUCAAUCAAUGGCUGAGAGCAUACAUUCGACAGUGACGGCAGCUUCACCAGACCACAAGGGAGCAUCGGAGCCCAGGCAGGGACCAAGGUGAGGGGGCAAAAUGUUGCUGAACAGUUUCCCCCCUUACCAGGGAACUGGACCAGGGUACUCCUGCUAUCAUAACCACUACAGCAAAAUUUAGUGUUUAUGAUUGGCGUAAUCAUUUUAUUAUAUAUCUUACACACAUUGUUAAUAUAUAAUAUUAUUACAUACAUAGUUGUCUAAUAUUAUAUUAAAGGAGCACUAUAGGGUCAGGAAUACAUGUUUGUUUUCCUGACCCUAUAGUGCUCCUUUAAUAUAAUAUUAGACAACUAUAGUGUUAAAACCAUCAUCUAGCCCCCUUGGCCCCCUUUGCCUCUCUAAAGACAGUACAAUCUUACUUGUAUUCAAGUCUGCAGCUGCUGCCCGUGCCUGUGAACUUUCUCUGACCUCUAACAUCAUCAGAAGUGGUGGCCUGAUCCAAUCACAAUGCUUCCCCAUAGGAUUGGCUAAGAUUGACAAGGGGACAGAGCAGCACAAUUCAAACACAGCCCUGGCCAAUCAGCAUUUCCUCAUAGAGAUGAAUUGAAUCAAUGAAUAUCUAUGAGGAAAGUUCAGUGUCUGCAUGCAGAGGGUGGAGACACUGAAUGUUUGGAUGCAUUUUAGGCAGCCAUGACCCAGGAAGGAUCUCUAAAAGCCAUCUGAGGAGUGGUCAGUGAAGUUAUCACUAGGCUGUAAUGUAAACACUGCAUUUUCUCUUUAAAGACAGUGUUUACAGCAAAAAGCCUGAAGGUAAUGAUUCUACUCACCAGAACAAAUUCAAUAUACUAAAGUUGUUCUGGUCACUAUAGUGUCCCUUUAAUAUUGUUAUGGAGUUGUGGACCACAGGAGGGUCUCUCUGUCACUUUGUCUGCCUCCUUCAGUUCACCUUGGCAUUAGCAUAGCAGUCAUUAUAGCCCUUAUCCCUAGGCUCAGUGAGGGUAAAACAAGCAAGGGUUAAUUAACACAAUACACACCUAUUUAUACUGUUCACAACAGUGGCUUAACUACCACAGUCGCAGGGCUUGCAGCGGCGACCAGUCCAUCACUCCAGGUGGCCGACCGCUACUUCGGCUGCUGUGACUGUGGGCUGCUGGCAUACCUUAAGGGCUGGUGCACUGCAGCGAGGGGUGCAACGUGCUGUACUGCUCCCUUCCUGCCCUGCGUGUAGCGUGGCCGAGCAGUCUGACAGGAAGUGCUCAAUGACCGGGGCAAACAGCAACACGAAGGGUGGGGUAAGACACAUGGAGGGGCUGCAGGGGAGGGGAGUACCUAUGUCCCCAUUCUAUCCGAUAACUGUGUAGUGACACUAUCCCUUGUAGUAUUUUUAGAGGGUUCUGGGACAGGGUCCAUAGCCUGUGUAAACAGAAGCAUCCAUUACAAAUUUUAUAUUUUAUGUGUCUCAUAUGACAUUUAUAGCAUGUGUUUGAUUAGCCAACAGAGUAAUAUACUCAUACAGAUUACACAGACAACUCAACUCACCUGAUCAUAAAGGAAGAUAUUUAUUGUGUAUAUAUUAUGACUUUAUAGCCUACACACUCAUGGAAAAUGUUUCCAUUGGUUGUAAAUGUUUUAUCAAACUGCAAUGCUGAUACAAUAAUCUGUUCAGACGUUACACCACUCUCACCUAAUCUUUUUUUACGUUUUAGUAGUUUUAGAAGCUUUUAUGUGUUGCAUUUAAGCUAUGUUGCCUGGCCGCUUUCUAUUUUUGAACUUCAACCAGUGAGACAGCUUUUAUACAUGUUUCACGUGCAAUAACUACAAAUGUUUCCUGGUUAGGUCAUUUUUCUGGUAUGCUGACAUGACAGUGGAAAGUGAGUAAGCAAGUGUGUUAUCUCUACGUUCCACAUUUUAUUUUAGGGUUUCAUCAUUAUUAAACUGGAAACUGACCUUCUGCUUCAAGUAUGUCGAGUCAUGGAUAAUAUUGUUUACAUAACGACAGCUAUGUAUUAGAAAAUACUAAACCUAUUGAAUCUCUCAAAAAAGUUAUCUAAAAGGAUAGGAAAUAUUUAAAAAAAUUACAGAUUUUUUUCUUUACAAGAAACUGAGAAACAAAUGCGAUCCUUAAAACAAACACAUUAAAGCUGGAAAGCUACUUGGAAAUUAAAAGCUAACUAUUUACAAAUUAAAAUCCCAUAUAUUAAUUCUGCCCAGAAUGUGAAACUUUACAAUCCAAAGGAUAUUGUAGAGGAGUUAGCUUUGUACUAUAGUAAACUGUACAACUUAACAGGGGAUAUAGAAACAUAUCUGCCCACACCAGAGGAAAUUAACUGUUUUCUGGAUGAAGUUCCUUUGUCGGAACAAACAAGAAGUUGGUGCCACUAGUCUGAGUGCAUACAAAGCUCCGAGAUCAGCUGCAUCCCCUGGAUAUAUAUGUAGUAAUAUAGUUAUUACUGUAUAUUGGCAUAAAAAAUGUAUAAUCUUAUAUUAUUGAGACCUAAACAUAAUAAAUAAACCAAAGUAUAUACAAGUGAUACAUAUGCUAAUAUGCAAGCCAGAAAUAGACACCAUGUAGGGAAAACAAUCCAAAUCCAUAUAAGGGUGUGAUACCCAAUCCUAAAUAUCAGCUUUAUUAACAGGUGUAUAUGCUACAUAGGAGGGGAUCCAUCCCAAACCAAUUCCCUAACACUGGGCUAUUUUCAGAUUAUCUCUAAAUACUGCUCUGCCUUAUCUUAUAAAAAUCUGUACUGUGCUAGUAAUAAGAAACACAUCUUGUGUAUAGUAACGUGCUAUAUUGAUCUAAGCACAGUCCCGGACCCUCAGUCAUAAAUCAGCAUCUAUAGAGUUAAAUUGCAGACAGAGCUAGGAAGAGAGAGUAUUGUCUAUAAUAUGUGAUAGGGAGAGAAUGCAGUAUAUAGUGAGAAAGUCAGUGUCUAAAACACUGACAAGGUAAAUUAAAAGCCUCUCUCCCUGGUAAUCUAACUAGACAGGCAUAGAAGCAGAGGAUAGAAAAGUGAAAAUCAAAAGAAUCAAUAAAUCAAAUGAAAGUCAUAGUGCUCAAUCCACAAAUGCCCAAAAAUCAUGGCUAAAAAUAAGAAAAAACACAUUUGGAGUAAAAAAUGUCAUUAAAAAUCCCUUUACAGAAGAUGAAGUGCGCAAGGCAAUCUUAACCCUUCCAAAACAAAAAGCACCAGGCUCAGAUGGGUUUUCUAAUUAUUACUAUAUUAAAAUGAAAUCCAUUCUAACACCUUACCUUACUGUACUUUUUAUUGAUAUAAAACAUUGAGGCAAUAUACCAAAAGAAAUGUUGGAAGCAUAUGUAGUGAUGUUUCCGAAACCAGGGAAACUACCCAUUGAGGGUGCAAACUUAAGGCCUAUAGCGAUUUUAAAUGAGGCUAUAAAACUAUAUGCCAAAUUAUUGGCUAUGCGCAUUAAACCCUUAUUAGAUGACCUUGUUUCAAGAGAACAGGCUGGGUUUGUGCCAAAUAGGCAAGUAGGUUAUAACACCAGAUAUUUUAUUGAUCUCAUUGAAUGGGCACAUAAGACUAAACAGCAAGGUAUAAAUAUGGUAUUAGACGCUGGAAAAGCUUUUUUUUAUCGCUUACAUUGGACUUAUAGGACUAUGACUUUGAGCAAGAUGGGGUUCCCUAUCGAGUUUAUGAAAAGCAUUUUACUCAAUCCCUUCUGCAAAGGUAUUUCAUAUGGUUUUUUUAUCCAAUCCAUAUAAUAUUAAAAAAAACCCAAAAAAAACAGUACCCCCCAAGGUUGCCCUUUUUCACCAAUACAUUUUCUUUUAAUUUUAGAACCUUUAGUGAGGCACAUUAAGCAAAAUCUAGAUAUUUGUGGCUUGACUACACCUGCAGGGGAACAAAAAUUAGCCCUAUUUGCGGAUGAUGUGUUAUUUCUAACUCAGCCAGUGAGGGCUAUCCCUUCUUUGAUCACACUCCUUGAAAGAUAUGGUCGAGUCUCAUAUUAUAAAAAUAAUGGAAAAAAAACUAAAGUUUUACCUAUUGGAUUACCAAAUCAGAAAGUACAACUUUUAAAGGAGAUAUAUAUACAUUUGACUGGCGGAAAAACAUCUCGUAAGUACUUAAGUAUUAACCUGGCUGAAACCAGCAGCUUCCUAAUUCAGGCAAACCAUAAGAAACAUAAGUAUAAAUUAGAACAACAAAUGGACAAAUGGUGGGAUAGGGAGGGAUGAUUAUUAGGCUGUGUUAAUUCAAUAAAGAUGAUGAUUAUACUUUUUCGCACAAUACCCAUAGCAUAGUAAGAAAAUGUCAGUUUAUUAUAAAUACCUACAUUUGGAAAAAGAGGCCUCCACAUAUAUAUAACAUAAUUCAGCAAUGAAACCCUAUGCUUUGGGAGGGCUAGGUAUACCAUUUAUACAAACAUAUUAUAAAGCAUCAAUACUUAUGCAGGGAAUAAAACCUAUUUUAAGUUCUAUACCACAAAUAUGGCUCAUUUUGGAAAACGCAUUUAUGAAACCACAUACGACAGAUCAAUUUUUGUGGACAACUAAGAUACAAACUUCUAGUUAAACUUUAAUACUUUCUAGCUCAAGAUAUAUGCUUCAAUGUUGGAAAAAAAUGGGCUCCUACGCUUAUGGGUAAGGUUACCUCUUCUCAUUAGCCCCUUUACAGAUGUUAACAUAACUGCGGAUCUUGCAGUGGAAUCAUGGGUUAGGAAAAUAAGUCUGAUAUGUGAUGAAAAAGGAAUUAAGUCUUUUCCAGAUCCGAAGAAACAAUUCCACUUAUUACCUAAAGAAUUAUUCACGGAUCUUAGGCUUAAAAAUAUUAUUAUUUUAUUAGGCUUAUACACAAAUAAUAUCUCUGAUAUAACUUCCUUUGACCAUCACUGUAUGGGGAAAACAAAAAAGAGUAAACUAUUAUCUUUGUUAUUAUGCGUUUUCAGAAUUGGGGAAUAAAGGUUAAUCCGAAUCAUAAUUUAAAAUGGGAAAAGGAGUUGGGUAAAGCUUUCCCUAUUUCCCAAUGGUUACAGACUAUUAAGAUAACGAAAAUAGCAUCCCAUAGCUUCUCAGUGGGACGCUUUUUUAAAAAUACAUAUGAGAUGGUACUUCGUACUCCUCAGAUUGGCACGUAUGCAUGUUCAGAUAUCACCGGUAUGUUGGAGAUGUUUAGGUGAAAUAGAGUCCUUACAACAUAUUUUUUGGGAUUGUUCUAGGCUAAAACCAUUUAGAAAACUAUUAGUAAAAUAAUAAAGCCAGAAUGCUUCUUAGUCCAUUUAAUCUCUUCUCUAUCUGAUUUGCCAUGUAGGGUUGUGAUUCUUAAUCUUUUGGUGGCUGCGAAAAACAGUAUUGCGGCUCAAUGGAAAAAAACAUGCCCCCCUUCUUUGAUAGAAGUCUUGGAAAGAGUAGACAACACUUUUCAGUUCGAAUUAAUAGCUCACCAUCUUACUGGUAAAGAACAUACUCAUACUAAAUUGUGGUCUAUUUGGCCAGAGGUGAAAAAAAAUAUAUAAAAGUAUAAAGGAAGGGCAGGGCAGGAAAGAAGGAGUGGGAAGAGAUGAGAGAAAGGGAAGGACAGAAAAAGUAAAAGUUUAUAUAAACAGGUGCACGUAUAUGUAGAUAUAUGUAUAUACGCAUGGGUGUAUGUAUGAAUGCAUAGACGCAUAGAAGUAGAUCUGAACGACAAGCUUGAGUACAAGAUGGAUAUUGAUUUAAAAGGAUAAGAGACGGUAGGAUUUAUACCAAUAAAAAUGACAAAGUUAAAUUAAGAAUAUAUGACUGGAGAUAUAGGGAUGUGGGGUUCUUUUAGAAUUUAAAUGUAUUCAUUAUUUUUAAAAUAAAUAUAAGUAAAAGGAUAUGGAAACUGAGCUUAUAUUUUGAGCUAUUAUUUGUUUGUGUGCUUUAUUAUGUGUUUUAUUUUCUGAACUGGAGAUGUGCAUUUACAAUUAUUGCAAAUAGAAUAUCAAUAAAAAUGAAAUAUUGAAAAAAAAGAAAAUACUAAACCUCUCAUUACAUUAUCUUAAAGAAAUAUUUUAACUUUAAAAAUUAAAGCAUAUGUGCAAGAAUUAAUGUGUGAGGAGUAAAUCCAGCCUUGCCAUAAUAUAAUAGAUUAAUGUUAUAUUUAUUAAUAUAUUUUUUAUUUUGAUUGGAUGUGACAAUAUAAGAAUUGCCUUGAUCAAAUAAAUGAAUGUAUGUUUCCCUCACUUUACAAAGGUUCUUUAUUUUGUAAAACAGGUUAUUGGAAUAGGAGUUGGGGACCUAUUUAAAAGAGCUCCUCACACAAAGGUACUGCAGGAAAUCACCUGCCAGGGUACAAAAGCACAAGGAAUGCAAGUCCUCGUAACGGAAUACUAUGAAUUACUAGAGGAGACCUUCUUUGAAAAUGUCACAAAACAUAUAUGCAAAGGUCAGUUUACUGAAACUGUAUCACAUUUCAGCUCAAUUAAUUUCCUUAAAAACAUUUUGCUGACAAUAUUGAUAUAUAUUUACUUUUUCAGACUCUGCCUGUCCUGAUUUCUCUUGUCAAGGUAAGAAUACUAAUUGAUUUUACACAUUUACAUUAAUGCAUUUAUCCUGUAAAGAGGAACUAUCACUUCCCAGUAAUUUCAAUAAUCUUAUGUCCUUGAAUUGGGGCACCACACGAAAAAAAAAAAAUGUUUUCUCUAAUAGUGUAAUUUCCAGAAAAGUUAUAGUUCCCUUUAAGCACAAUCUUUAAAAGUAAAGGCUGCACCUUUAAAAGAAUAGUAGUGUUACAUGUUUCAGAUAAAAACUGUUUUAUAAUAGCAUAAUGUUUGAUUUUACAAGUUAACGAUAUAAAUCUAAAUUUACCAAUUUCAACUUUUAACCGUUUAUAUAGUUGGGUUGGAAAAUUGGAUAAUCACAAUAUAUUUAAACUUCCCAAGAUACCUAUGUUUCGCAGUCUAAAAGGCAAAGAACAUCCUUUAACCUACCAAUAAAUUAUGAUAAUUGGCAUCCGAUUAUUAUUUGCUGGUUCAAUCUUUAUUAAGUCCUUGCUGUGUGCUACAAGAGAUGUCCUCCUUUUUCAUUUGUAAGAUAAAAGGCUAGAUUUUAAUUACCACAUUUGUAGCUUAUAAUGGUAUUACACAGGUAAUUUACUUAUUUAUAAAAUAUUUUACCAGGAAAGAUACAUUGGGAUUUCUCUCUUUUUUAACCCCUUAAGGACACAUGACGGAAAUAUUCCAUCAUGAUUCCCUUUUAUUCCAGAAGUUGUGUCAUUUAGGGGUUAAGUAUGUCCUGGGUCCACAAAUCAUUGCAUUGUUACAUUAGGGUACAAUAAAAUACAAAACCAAUAUGAAUACACAAUAAAUACAAAAUUUAACAUAGAACAGUAAUAGUAAUAGUGGUCUAUGGUAAUCAAACCAGUUAUUCUCUCUAAAUGUGUUCUAACUUAAUUUUUUUGUAUAUCGUUUCUUGGUAUUUUACACGGAUAUCCUUCCUAUAUGUAUGUAGCAGAGAGCAUUUAAUUUAUGACAACAUUCUUCUCCCUGUCAUUUCAAAAGUUUGCUACCCAGGUAAAAUGUAUUUAUUCGGAUGUGAAAUAGCUUUGAAAUUAGAUUGCAUGUGUUUCAGUGCUUUGAUUUAAGUUUCUGUUUAGGAGGUUUGUUUUGUUAAAUAUUUUUCUGUGCAAGCCAUGUUGAUUGAAACUUCUUUUAUUGCAGUUGAAUUUGAAGAACCUACAGAUAUUGUGUUCCUGCUGGACGGUUCAAGCAGCGUUGGCUACGAUAACUUUAAAAAAGUGAAAGAAUUUGUUAAAACAGCAAUUACCCAUAUCCUAUCAGAAGAAAUGAAUAUAAAUAUAAUGCUGAGAGUAUUGGUUGUUCAGUAUAGCAGUGCAGGCCUGCAGAAGGUAGAAGUCCCAUUUACCAGUAAAUUAGAGGAUGCUGUGUCGGGGCUAUCAGGCAUCACAUAUAUGGAAGAGUCAACAGACUUACCAGCUGCUUUAAGGUUCCUUACAAACUAUCUCAAAACUAAUGGACGUCCAAAUAUCCUGAGAAAGUUUAUAAUAUUUUCAGACGGCAGAUCUUCAGGAAUAGCACAAAAGCAAAUCACAGCGCAGGCUGCAGCCACAUUAAGCCCUAGAACUGAACUGUUCGCAAUUACUGUAGGGAUAUUUAAUGAGGUGGGAAUUUGUCAACUUCUCAGUGGCAAAGAAAGUGAUUUUAAAUAUGAUCAAAUAGAGAAAAGAGUGUUUCGGGUUUCAGAAUACAGUGACUUAUUAAAAAGAGUCACCUUGCAGAGCUUCCUGAUGAAAAUUACAUAA
Pelobates cultripes (western spadefoot toad) is the source of this 9651-nucleotide messenger RNA. Lineage: Eukaryota; Metazoa; Chordata; Amphibia; Anura; Pelobatidae. The record is from the annotation of a GenBank genome assembly.